Exophiala spinifera is the source of this 384-nucleotide messenger RNA. RefSeq lists its product as uncharacterized. Gene Ontology annotation, biological process: proton motive force-driven ATP synthesis. Bases 1 to 384 code for a protein of 127 amino acids. The record is from RefSeq and is a predicted model, not a curated record. The transcript is spliced from 3 exons. Lineage: Eukaryota; Fungi; Ascomycota; Eurotiomycetes; Chaetothyriales; Herpotrichiellaceae.
AUGGCGCAAUCACUAAGGGCCAGCACUCGCCUGGUUGCUCGGCUAAGCUCAAGAGCGAUGCCACUCACUCGCCGGAGCUUCACAAUUUCGUCGGCUGCGAGAAUGCCCGACCUGGUUCAGGACUUGUAUCUCAAAGAGCUGAAAGCCUACAAGCCACCGCCACAGAAAGCAUCCGACGCCGAGGGCCAGGUCCAGAAAUUCACACCUCCGCCAACGCCAAACUCGCCGGAAGAGACGAACCUUGCAAGCGAGAUGCAAGAUUAUGAGAGCCAAGCAGUUGAAAUCGAAGGUCAAGCUGCAGCUGGUGAAGCGGAAGAGGGAGGUGAAGAGGACUUCUUCGAGGAUAUUGAAAAGAUCGACGAGGAAGAUGCUGCCCAUCAUUGA